AAAAGGGGCAAAAAGGAAAAACACCAUACAGCUGCUUCAUAUCAAAGCGAGAGAGUGCAGUGUGUAAAUGGAUGCACCAUUAUCCAUAACCAAUUGAAGAGCAGAGUGAGUAAUUGAAUUAAACUUAAACUUCCGCAAAUGGAGGCAGCUUCUGUGCUCAGCUCUUCUUCUACAUCCUCCUUUUCUCUUUCACAUGUGCUCUUAUCUUCCUAUACCUUAAAACCCCAUGUGAGGUUUAUCUUCAAUUCUCUAUCAAAAUGCACUAGGGGUUCUCCUUUGCUCUUUUCUUCCAACCACAGCGUUGAAAGAUUCUCUCUGCUUCGACCUUCAGCUCUUACUUUCGAGGAAACUGUUGAUACUUUUUCUGUGCAGCCCAAAAUUGACAAGAGUGGCAGAUUCUGUAGUCCUAGAGCCGCUCGAGAGCUCGCUCUGAUGACAAUAUAUGCGGCAUGUUUGGAAGGCUCAGACCCUGUUCGCUUUUUUGAGAAACAGUUGAACAUUAGAAGAGAACCGGGAUAUGAAUUUGAUAAAGAUUGGUUAAUGAAGUACAAUCACAUGAGUUUUGGAGGCCCCCCUGUGAAAACUGAGACGGUUGAAGAAGCUGAUGAACUUCUCAAGGCUGAUGAAAAUGAUUCUGUAAUAGAAGCUGAAGUUCUCUCUGCUCCACCAAAAUUGGUGUACAGCAAGCUUAUUUUGCGUUUCACACGGAAACUUUUGGUGGCAGUUGAAGAAAAGUGGGAUAGUCACGUGCUUGUAAUUAAUAAAGUUGCACCCGAUAAUUGGAAGAAUGAGCCAGCAGGCAGGAUCCUGGAGCUUUCAAUUCUUCAUUUAGCAAUGUCUGAAAUAUCAGUAUUAGGAACACGGCACCAGAUAGUCGUCAAUGAGGCUGUUGACCUUGCAAAACGAUUCUGUGAUGGGUCAGCACCCCGCAUUGUAAAUGGCUGCCUCAGGACAUUUAUAAAGGAUCUUGAAAUAGUAAAGGAUGCCCGAGUUAACCAGUCUCUGUUUACUUGAAAUGUCCAAUAUCAAGAAUUUGAUGAAUACUCAAAAGAGUUAUCUUCAACCUACAUAGACAUUCUUUCUGGGCAUUCCUUGCAAAGCUAUUAGAAGAGAUCAGCUAUGCCUUGAGAUCCAGCUUCCAGGACAAAUUUGAGCUUCAGCCAAUACAAGGAAGAAGUAUAUAUAUAUCAAGAUGUUAACGUUGCCCAUCCUAAAGUGUAUGGUUACUAUGAUCAUGCCCAUGCUGUAAGCAAUGUGUAUUGUAUCGCCUUAUUCAUUCUGUAGUCUCUGUAUUUCGGUAGUACCAAAUUUUCUGAAGGCAUUAAGCCUGAUUUGGAAUUUCAGUUUGUAAUAGCUUUUUCGCAUGUUGCUGUUUAUGGGUUGAAAAUGAAUAUUAUGUGUGGAUGAUGGAAGCUAUAGGAAGUCAUUCCUUUUAUAGGUAAUCUUAACUUAUGGACGGAUAUGAUAUUUCUUAGAAGCAUCUUUAUUUUUAGCCUUCUUUUUCUUGUUUCUACUUACACGUAGACAUUCGAAUACAAAAUGUUAUGUGAAUUGUACUGUUUA
Molecule: messenger RNA, 1563 nt
Organism: Solanum lycopersicum (tomato)
Lineage: Eukaryota; Viridiplantae; Streptophyta; Magnoliopsida; Solanales; Solanaceae
Biological process (GO): regulation of DNA-templated transcription; DNA-templated transcription termination
Cellular component (GO): chloroplast
Molecular function (GO): RNA binding
Source: RefSeq, a predicted model, not a curated record